CUAGCUCGCCUCGGGUAUGUUCUUGUCAAUUACCCUGAUGAGACCUUGAUGCCCGGUGAGCUGCGAUCCACUUUCUGUCGCACCAAAGGCAUCCACGAUCUCAACCAACGCCAUCGUGCCAACAUCAUCAAUCACCUCAAGACAGGCACCUUAACCAUCCGAGCAGUUACGAGUGAUGCUGCCCGUAUGCGUCUCACCACCUCAAAAGACCCCGUUGUCAUUGGAGAGGCCCCCUUAGCUUGCUCCAUGCACUCCUGUGGGCGACGUGCGUUUGCUGACGGCCGCAUUGACCAAAAGGGUCUUCCCCGU
Messenger RNA from Suillus clintonianus, 309 nucleotides. RefSeq lists its product as uncharacterized. The annotation marks the transcript as partial. The transcript has a single exon. NCBI's taxonomy places the organism in Eukaryota, Fungi, Basidiomycota, Agaricomycetes, Boletales, Suillaceae. The record is from RefSeq and is a predicted model, not a curated record.